AACAAGUAAAUGGUUACCAAAGUUAUGGCAGUGAAUUGGUGAGAAAGGAAAGCUUUUAAUUAUACAUGAUGGAGUGUGACAUGGUUGAUUCUCUUGAAGGGUGGGUGGCAGUGAGAGACAGUCCAUUUGCUGACAACUUAAUUCCACCCAAAAUGUCAUUUUUGGUGGCAUGGAAUGACAUUGAGAAAAAGAUUGCCGUGACGUGCCGAUUACGAAGUCGCGUCGCAGGUGACACGGAGGACUGCCAGAGCAGGACAUGUUUGUUAUCGUUCACCGAACUCGAUGGAAUACACGACAUACUAUGUCUUAUUUAUCCAUCAUUAGCACCCUAUUUGCCUCAGCUUCCAUCUGAACCCCAGGGAUUAUGGGCGUAUGUGACUAAUCCCGAAACUCCUGAAAACAUUGAUUUCUUGUGCGAGCAACUACAGCACUACUUCGCCAUUGCCUUAGAGCUGUGUCGAGAGAGACUGAUUAUGUCAACGCUUUUUGACGAAUUCGACGAGAAUCAUUACUAUGAAAAUAUAAGCGAAUACCGACGUCGCGCCUUCGAGGAGAACAUACAGAGGUAUGAAGAUGAGAUGGAAAAUAUUCAGUUUGAGCGGAAUUUGUCGACCACAAUGAAAGACUUGCAAGACGUUUACCUGCAAGAGGACGAAGCGGUCUUUAAGCUGAAUAUAUCUCUGGCCGAGCUGUAUAACUACCAGCUACAGCCGUUUCUGGACCUGCGGGAAGCAGCCAAGAGUAAGCUGAAGGAGGCCACGGAACAGCUGCAGAAUCCAAACAUCGGUGAGCGGGUGAAGCGCGAAUACGCUAACAUGUUCUCAGAGUGGCAGCAGCAUCACCAGCAGGCUCUCGACACAAUUCAGGAGUUGUACAUCAAGUACUAUACACAGACAGUGAACAUCUAUAAAGUGAUGAUAUCCAGAAUGAACGAGGAUAAGAAGAAAUUUGGGAGAAAUGCUUUUGACCUUGUUGCAUCUGAAAGACUGUUGAGACUACAGGAAGACCAAGGUUUGGAAAAUCUUCAACUUCUGCAGAACGUAAAGAGACAGUAUAUACAGGAGAGAGACAAGGUCAAACAGGAGAUAGUGACGGUUGAAGAAUCGCCGAUGGUGAUGCGAGAACUGCAGUUUCUGGAGAAGAAGUGUAUUCAGUGGCAGGACAAGAUCUACAAUCAUAUGAUGAAGAUCCUGGACGAGGAGGAGAACCUCGUCAAAAUACAGAUCACCGCUCGCACGAGGAAAAUCAAAGGUAGGGCAGCUUUACAUAUGCUGAAGAGAGGGUGGUGUUCUAUGAUACGGUUGAGGACACCAGUCUAUUUUCCCACCAUCGACGAUGAAAAUCGCUCACAGGAUGAUGAUCCUGCCAUAGAGGAACUGAGAAGCAAGCGAUCGGCCAUCCAGCGAAGGAAAAUCAAUUUACGCAAUAAGAAGGGAACAUUUGUCCAGCAGAGUCAGCAGAAAGAUGUGGAGAAGAAAGAGACCGAUGACAGAUUUAAACAUCACCACGCCGUCCAGCUGAGAAAAGACGUAAAAAGGGAAGAAGAAGAGUCAAAGAAGGAUUUUAUUAUUGAGGAACGCAAAAAGGCAAUUGAAAGACUUAAGACUUAUAAAGUGAAAUAUCCUGCACCAGUAACAAUUAAACCACAAAGAUACCAAUCACCGAGACUAAAGAACGCUUCUUUGAGAGUGAACGAACGGCAGAGCUUGUCCCGAGGAAUGCAAUCACUGCGUCCAGAGUCCAAAUUCAGCUCGAUGCGGCCAAGCACAAACCAGAGAAAGAAGUUUGUGAAACCCCCAAAACUGGACAAGAUAGAUGGUGACAUCGGUGUCCAAAUAUUUGCAAACGGCUCUGUCAUGACGGCAUCGCAGAUUGAUGCAACACCAGCAUCAUCAUCCACCUCACAGUCAUCCAGUUCAUCAAAUACGACAACUCCACCCACUCCCCCGAGUGGUCCCCCACCCCCUCCACCCCCACCCCCUCCACCACCACCACCACCACCACCACCACCUCUUCUGACUCCACCACCACUAGUGUCUUUAGGUAAUAAACGGAAGGAGUCCAAGGAAAAAAUAACUCCUACUGAUGGAGAUGGCGCCAGGAGUACAAAAAGUGGUGUUCCCCAACUGCAGGACAUUGUGGAUAGGAAGAGUCAUUUGAAGCCAGCGUCAGACCGGCCCCAGCGACCACCUCGUAUGAUUGAUCCGAUGGGUGACAUUUUCAGCAUCAUCAAACAAGGUGUCAAACUGCGUCCGACGAAUAACGAAUCCAGCAUUGACCCACCCAUGACCACGCCCCCGAGUGAUGCUCAUUUAAAUCUUCUUCAAGAGAGUCUGAAAAAGAUGAAUCGUCAGAUGAGAGGGAUGUCUCCUGAAUCAGAGGACGAUGAUAAUGACAGUGUUGACUUUGAUGAUGGUUUUUAAAAUACAUGUAGCAUUGUUAUAGGCGUUGGAAGUGGGGAGGUGGGGGUGGGGGUGGGUUGGGGGACAGUGGCAAUACACCCCAAUUCUUAAGCUGAGGUGGUCAGAAUAUACAUUGGCACCUUCAGUUGUGUGAUGGUUAAUAACUUCCCCUCCUCCUCUUCCCCUGCCCCACCCCCCCACCCCCCACCCCCCACCCAGUUGCUGACAACUUUCAAAACCAGGCUUUCUGCCAGAAAAUAAUUUGAGGGUACAUUUUAAAAACAAAACAGAUCAUAAGUAAACUCUGUUGUUGUGGGUUUGAAAUCCUAUGAAACUAAUUUUAAAAAGCGGUUCUGUUUCUACAAUCAUUCUAAAAAUGUCCCAAGAUUUUAGGGUACUUCAUUUUACCCUUUGUACCCUAUGACAGAAUCCCUGAACACCUAUGGUUGUUUCUAAAUCCUUGUCAGAACUACCAUUUGGUUUUUCCAGUUGAACAUGACAUAUUAAUUAUCUCAAGGGAAAUCUCUGUUUUUAAUGCAAGGAAUGAGAUUAGUAUGGCCUAAAGUCUGGUAUGGAUUUGUGUCUUCUGAUUGUGGCUAAUUCAUUACCGUACAUCAAGUGGGAAUGUGAUCUUUCAGGGUUUCGUUUGUAUACUUGAUACUUGAAGUGUUCAUAUUCAACAUGCGAUAUCCGCCAGUUUCCAGAUUUUGGAGUUAGCUGUUAAAUGUAUACUGAUAUUGGUUCAACUCGUUAUUUGCCAAUAAAGUUUACGUGAAAACGCAAUCUAUGCCCAUUGAACCCGAUGUUAAAACUAUUUGUAUUUAACUAACAUAGAACAUUCAGCUUUGUUCUCUGUGCAAUUAUAAUUGUUUCUCUUAAAAUAAUCAAGAUUUGUGGAACACUUUAUGUUAAAAUUGUCUGGAGUUUUUGGUUUUCGUGUGCAAUUAACCUUUAUAAAGCUAUUCAAUUAUGCGAUAUAAAUUGUAUUGGUUUAAUGCUGAAAGGUUCUGUGCAGCAGAAUAAUAUGCAAAUAAUCAAUUUAUGCUAUAAACUGAUAUGCAAUUAAGUGGAUUUGACUAUCACAUUUUGGAAAUGAAUUCUUCAUUUGAGUAUGGUAUCAUCAGGACUUCUAGAUUAUGGUAGCCCCACUCCCAUGGCUAGUGAUAUUCAGUGUUGGGCUAGUAAAUAAUUACUAUAACUAGCCCAACGGCUAGUGGGAAAAAAAAACCUUGUCAAAUGUUGCACAUACAUAUUUUGUAAAUAUGAAUAUCCUUCCCCCUCUUUCCACCCCGUUCUAAGGAUUUUUAAGCUCACGCUCCCUAUUUAGGUGACAUCUGAUUAUUACUAUUAGUAAAGUUGAACUUAUUUAAAGUAGGGCUAGUCAUGGGCAUACGACCCGGGGGGGCAGGGGGGGUAUUUGCCCCCCCCAAAUUCGGGUAAAACAGUGGGGAAAAUUCGGGCAGUUGUUAUCUGGGUAAAAUUUCGGGCAAAUCAACCCCUCCAGCCCCCCCUAAAUCAAAGAGUCCCCAUACGCCCAUGGGGCUAGUGAAUAGUUAAUCAUGUUGAGUUUUCAGCUUUUUAAACAGUGUUUCAGCUUUUAUAUAUAAGUGGGUGUACAAAGGAAAAGAUAAUUGUGGCCUAGUGUCAAAUAUAUAUUAAAUUUUGUGUUUUAUACAUUAAAUUUAGUGGGGGUUUUAUUGUGGCUAAUUCAUAAUUUAUGGGAAAUUUCUUUUAAAAAUAUGGCCUAGAUUGAAUGUUGGCUGUACUUAUAGAUUAAAUCCCUCCGCAUCUUAUUUUUAGGUAGCUAUAAUUAUUGGAACGACAGAUAUUCAUAAUCUUGUACUGAACAUAUAAUCAUGUAAAUACUCACAAGAAAUAAGGACACAUAUUGACAAAGUACAGAUAAAGAAUUGCGUAAAACCAUAAUUUGGUCCUGACUUUAAUAAUAUCUAUGACCGGCCUCGGUGGCGUCGUGGUAGGCCAUCGGUCUACAGGCUGGUAGGUACUGGGUUCGGAUCCCAGUCGAGGCAUGGGAUUUUUAAUCCAGAUACCGACUCCAAACCCUGAGUGAGUG
Molecule: messenger RNA, 4476 nt
Organism: Gigantopelta aegis
Lineage: Eukaryota; Metazoa; Mollusca; Gastropoda; Neomphalida; Peltospiridae
Product: junction-mediating and -regulatory protein-like
Exons: 9
Coding region: 66-2423 (785 amino acids)
Biological process (GO): Arp2/3 complex-mediated actin nucleation
Cellular component (GO): cytoplasm
Molecular function (GO): Arp2/3 complex binding
Source: RefSeq, a predicted model, not a curated record